AUGGAUCGCAACAACGAGAGACCUCUUAAUGGGUUCUGCAAUGGGGUUGACGUGCUAGUCCAAUUUUUCGAGAAGGAUGCUAUGCUGCAUGGAGACCCAAAUCGACACAAGCAACAUUCAGAGCUCCUGGUAGAACUACGCGAUGACUUUGUGAAUUGGCUCGGAGAAACUAAGUAUAUGUAUGGCUUGAAGACUAUCCCUCCAUCUCGCUUUUCGAACACAAACCCUAACGGGCUCUGGGAAUAUUCUCCAUUUCUUUGCGGUAUUGGUCUGAUGGAAGCACUAGAACUGGCAUACGGCGUGAGUUUCCUCAUAUGGGAUAGUAUACCAGAACCGAUGUGUCUCAUACACCUCCACAACAUGCUGGUGCAGAAGGGUUAUAUCACACAACCAAUUGGAUUGUACGAUAGCCUGCAGGAGCUCUUCAAGACCUCAUUCUUCGCCAAUGGCAAUGUACCCAACUCUGAUUUCAAUCAAGCCUUCCUUGCUGUGAUUGACGAGACGGGCUCUCGUCGAGCAACUUUCCACCGACGGACAAUCCGACGGCAUGUCGGUCGAACCGCAACCGACAUCCACGGUCUUCUGAAUCCUUGUAUCAAUCGUUUCUUCAAGACUAAGUCCUUGCUGAGGCUCUACCGUGAGGCAGACUGGGUUCCUGACCGUAUUCCCGAUGAAGAAUUUCCUAUCGGCUCGGCCCUGGCUGCGCUGCGCAUCGGCCAGACCAAGCAUGUAACCGAUCCAGUGACAGGCAAGAAGGUCAUGGAGAACACAGAACUAGUCAAGCGUGCUAGGUCUGCGGGAAUGGAUGAUGCGACGAUGAUGAUGACGUCGUCUAUAAUACAAAAGAGAAGCAACGAUCAGGGAAUCCCGGAAAGCGUUUUGGCUGCAUUGCCCGAGGGAUACAAGACCGCCCGUAUGCCGGAAUACAAACAUAGUGGCAGCGAUCCUAGCAAAGGUCCCUUCAGCAGCGGGGAACUGUUAGAUCUGCUCAAACUCGAUAUUAUCAGCGAUGUCUCCGGCGAAAGUCGGCCGCUCUCUAGUUUAAACUACGUAUGGGUCACUGCGCGUUUCAUGUUACUGUUCCAUCAAAUCGAGGACAAACUGAGGCGCCUCCGUAACCCACUUAAGGCAGUUGAGUUCUCCCACUUGACUAGAGGCAACCAACAAGAAAGGCCCAAAGAUUUAUAUAAGACACUGCAACUAGAUACAAAACUUACUAAGAAAAUUGACCUCUCUUACACCCCUACUGACUUUGCCAAGUUGUUUGCCUAUAAUAGCAGACUUAGGCAUGUCCUUUAUUAA
This is a messenger RNA of Rasamsonia emersonii CBS 393.64, 1302 nucleotides long. RefSeq lists its product as uncharacterized. The record is from RefSeq and is a predicted model, not a curated record. The coding region runs from base 1 to 1302 and encodes 433 amino acids. The transcript has 4 exons. NCBI's taxonomy places the organism in Eukaryota, Fungi, Ascomycota, Eurotiomycetes, Eurotiales, Trichocomaceae.